AUGGUGGAGUCUCUCUUCACAGAGGCCUUGAACAAAUUUCUGAACACUAAAUCAGUGUUCAGCAGUCCAUUUCUGAAGCCUGUAUCAGAUAGGCAGGCCCCAGGAUACAAGGAUGUGGUGAAAAGACCUAUGGAUUUAACUAGCUUGAAGAGGAAUCUGUCUAAGGGACGGAUUCGCACCAUGGCCCAGUUUCAGCGGGACCUAAUGCUGAUGUUUCAAAAUGCUGUGAUGUACAAUGACUCUGACCAUCAUGUAUACCACAUGGCUGUGGAGAUGCAGCAAGAAGUCUUGGAACAGAUUCAGGUGCUGAGUAUUUGGUUAGAUAAAAAAAGAGAUUUAAGUAGUCUUGAAUGAGGACCACGCAACGCGGUGGAUGAUGGAACACCUGUUUUGUUAACCUGGAACUGCUACACAGACCUUUACUGGCAUUUGGACCUGUCCUUGAGACUGACCCAGAGAAGAUUUCAGUCCUUGUUUGCCAUUUCUCUCUUUUGUUUUUUAUUUUUCCUCCCCCCACCCCGCCCCUUUUAACUUAUUUCAAAGAAGUUAAAGAUACCUGUAACAUAAAGAGGGGGGAAAGCUGAGAUUUGGGUUUAUACCACAAUUAUUGCCCACAUCUUUGUCCACAGGCUUAAUUUAGAGGUGACUAGAUUAAACCUGUUGUUACAGAUCUAUAAAUAAAUGUUAUUUCACAAACUGCAUAUUGCUUUUUAAGUGAGUAAAGA
Messenger RNA from Echinops telfairi (small Madagascar hedgehog), 725 nucleotides. Its product is annotated as bromodomain-containing protein 8-like. The transcript has 4 exons. The coding region runs from base 1 to 354 and encodes 117 amino acids. The record is from RefSeq and is a predicted model, not a curated record. Gene Ontology annotation, cellular component: NuA4 histone acetyltransferase complex. Lineage: Eukaryota; Metazoa; Chordata; Mammalia; Afrosoricida; Tenrecidae. Gene Ontology annotation, molecular function: protein binding.